GCGAUUUUUUAGUACAACAACAAAAAUGGCGAUGUACACAAACAGUUUCGUACGGUGCUCCCGGUUCGGGCCGAAUUUGAACGCGGUAGUGCGUGGUUUCAGUGUUGAUUCCGGCCGGAAAUGGCUGCUGCAUCCGUCAGUGAAAUAUUUGUGCUUGAUUGGGGGCAGCCUGGUAGCGCUGAGCUACGCCCGACAUCGCCACCAACCGAAGGUCCACGCACUGCAGCUCCGCAAGGACGAGGUCGCCGAUAAAGCCAUCAAGCUAACGGCCCGCGAGCGUCGCUUCAUCAAGUUCGCCUCGGUAGAAUUCGAUGGCCAAAUCUACAUGACGCCGCAAGACUUUCUGGAGUCGGUCGUCGAACAAGAGCCAAGACCUCGAUUGAAGCGGAAAUCAUUGACUCAGGAGGAGGUACAGAAGCUGAAAGAUGUCACGCCUCAGCUCAAGCACGGAUCUUCUCAGCUAUUUCGCAGUUUGCGUGAUAAGGGCAUAAUCUCCUACACGGAAUACCUGUUCUUGUUGUCGGUGCUCACCAAACCACACUCCGGAUUCAGGAUUGCUUUCAAUAUGUUCGAUACGGAUGGGAAUCAACGCGUCGACAAAGAUGAGUUUCUUGUGAUUCGUCAACUACUGGGAGGAUCACUCAAGGAUCGUGACUUAGACGAAGCGACCCGAAAAGCCCUGCUCCGUCUGGUGUCGACCAAUGCCCAAGCCAAGUUCUUACUGAGAAAGUUCCGGCCAGAGUCCAAAUCGAAAUCGGCACACAAAAGGGACCACGUUGACGAAGCUCAUCACCAAUCGACGCCACCGAAAAGUAGCAAAAGUUUUAUGGAGAAAAUAUUCAGCUUUGCCUGGAAGGGUAAGCGUGGCAUCGAAAGCAAGGAAGGAGAAGAAGCCGGAGAAAAUGAUGAUUACGUCGACGACGAGCAAGGUCUUCAGAGGAAGCACAAGGUUGAUACUACGCUGCAGGUUCACUUCUUCGGCAAGAAGGGCAACCAGGAUCUGCAGUACGAUGGCUUCUACAACUUCAUGAAGAACCUUCAGACCGAAGUUCUGGAACUGGAAUUUUGCGAGUUUUCCAAGGGUCACGAACGCAUCUCGGAGGUUGAUUUUGCGAAGAUUCUGCUGAGAUAUACUUAUUUGGAUACUGACGAAUACGACAACUACUUGGAUCGUCUGCUGGACAGAGAAGCCAAGGAAAAGGGAGUUUCGUUUGACGAAUUUCGUCAGUUCUGCCAAUUUCUGAACAACUUGGAUGAUUUUUCUAUUGCCAUGAGAAUGUAUACUCUUGCUGAUCAACCUAUUUCGAAAGACGAAUUCUCCCGCGCCGUCAAGAUCUGCACCGGUUCGGAGCUGAACUCGCACCUGAUCGACACGGUCUUCGCCAUCUUCGACGAGGACGGCGAUGGGCUGCUGUCGUACAAGGAAUUCAUCGCCAUCAUGAAGGACCGUCUGCACCGGGGAUUCAAAUCGAACGUGAAAUCCGAAGGAUGGGAAGCUUUCAAGCACUGUCUCAAACAGGAAAUGAAGCAAAAUGUCUAAGUAUUUUGGCUCUAAAUAUCACUCUUGCCAUCUCUUCAUCAUCUAGCAACUUCCCCGUAUUUAUUCUACCGUCCGUGUUCCUUGCCAUGUGUGCAAUACUUUGAAACGAUAAAAAUAAUCAAAAGUAUCACAACUAGAUAUUAUACGUAUUCAAAACCCAAAAAUAGGAACGAAUAGCUAUCAGUUUCUAAAACUGCUUUGGUGAACGUAGGAAAAAUUGGUUACUCAUUAAGUUAUUUAUUUAGCUCAAAAUCAUAUUUAUUCGUUGUUAGUUGUUUUGGAACUAGUCAAAUUGUUAUGUUUUGAACAUACCUAAUGGAAUAAAAUUCGCUCCAAUACAUGUGAAAAUUAUCGUUGAAAACGUGUUUGAUGUUGAAUGAAUCCGCAUCUUUUGACAUCAUCGAUCAAAUCAACUUACUUUUAAACGCUUUUAACUUAAAAAAAAAUCACAACAUUUUACCUAAGGCCAAACAUUUUAAAUUGCAUUUAAAUGCUGCAUCAAAUAUGCUUUCCAACCUACGUUGAAAGUUGGCACAAAACCACGGAAUGUUAAAUAAAUUGUUUUCAAUCCCU
Aedes aegypti (yellow fever mosquito) is the source of this 2113-nucleotide messenger RNA. RefSeq names its product calcium uptake protein 3, mitochondrial (gene MICU3). The transcript is spliced from 12 exons. Gene Ontology annotation, molecular function: calcium ion binding. Gene Ontology annotation, biological process: calcium import into the mitochondrion; mitochondrial calcium ion homeostasis. Lineage: Eukaryota; Metazoa; Arthropoda; Insecta; Diptera; Culicidae. The record is from RefSeq and is a predicted model, not a curated record. The coding region runs from base 26 to 1540 and encodes 504 amino acids. Gene Ontology annotation, cellular component: uniplex complex.